Homalodisca vitripennis (glassy-winged sharpshooter) is the source of this 496-nucleotide messenger RNA. RefSeq names its product cytochrome c oxidase subunit NDUFA4 (gene ND-MLRQ). NCBI's taxonomy places the organism in Eukaryota, Metazoa, Arthropoda, Insecta, Hemiptera, Cicadellidae. The coding region runs from base 114 to 359 and encodes 81 amino acids. The transcript has 3 exons. The record is from RefSeq and is a predicted model, not a curated record.
AAAUCACAUUCUCUUUGGCAUUGAAUCAUUUUCUUCUGCAAUCGGGAGGAGAUUGGACAGAGGACAAAUCCGAACAGGAAAACUUUGAGUCCGUUUUAUUUAAGUUAUUCAAUAUGCAAGGAUUAAGCCUCAAGAGUUUGAAGCAUCACAUUGCGCUGAUGCCCCUGUUUGCCUGUGUGGCUCUGGGUGCUGUGGGCUCUGUCGUGUACCUGGCUCGCCUGGGAAUUAAGAACCCUGAGGUCUCCUGGGCCCGCAAGAGCAAGCCCGAGCCCUGGGAGGACUACAGGAGCAAGCAGUACAAGUUCUACUCUCCCAAUAUUGACUACUCCAAGUUGGAGAGCCCAGCUCCCAAGUACUAAACAACUUCUACGAUAGUGCUUCUGAGAUCUUCAAUACCAAGCUAUCUUUAUCAGAUCGGCCGAAUCCAGUAUCAGGCUGUUUUUUUGUUACAUAGUUAUUAUAAUAAUGUGAUAAUAAAUAUUGUAUUCUAAUCCUA